GGAGGCUAGCACCAUUCAGAAUCUUCUAAAAAUUUAUAACCAUCCUCUCCAUUUUCCAACCAAAACUAUUCCCUCAUACUUAAUUGAAACAUCUCCUUCUCCUCCACCCGCAUACACCGACCACCUCCUCCACUUGAUCGGACCUUCUCCUCCACCAUACCAACCAAACACUCCUCUUUCUUCUCUUUAUUUCA
Molecule: messenger RNA, 194 nt
Organism: Dovyalis caffra
Lineage: Eukaryota; Viridiplantae; Streptophyta; Magnoliopsida; Malpighiales; Salicaceae
Source: the annotation of a GenBank genome assembly